Molecule: messenger RNA, 960 nt
Organism: Phaeoacremonium minimum UCRPA7
Lineage: Eukaryota; Fungi; Ascomycota; Sordariomycetes; Togniniales; Togniniaceae
Product: putative golgi membrane protein
Exons: 2
Coding region: 1-960 (319 amino acids)
Biological process (GO): vesicle fusion with Golgi apparatus; endoplasmic reticulum to Golgi vesicle-mediated transport
Cellular component (GO): trans-Golgi network
Source: RefSeq, a predicted model, not a curated record
AUGUCCCAGUACUACGGGGCACCGCCCAACAAUCCCGCAUACGGACCCUCCUCCGCCCAGAACCUUCAAUUCUACCCGUCAUCAUACGACUCGGGCGUCUCAGGCCGAGCCACUCCCUCACAAGCAUCCUAUGGCUACGGUGGUCAGCCGUCUGGUGCCUACGGCGCACCGAGCGGCUUCAACUCGGGCUUCGGUGCAGCAGCGGGUGUCUCUGGACGCAUGGGCGAGCAAGGAGGGCUCCGAACAGGAUGGCUCGCAGCAUUCUCGACAGAAGGAUAUGAUGGAGAACCGCCGUUGUUAGAAGAGCUAGGCGUAAACUUCUCACAUAUUCAAGCGAAGACACUCGCCGUCCUUAACCCCUUCCAGCGCAUCGACCAGCACCUCAUGGACGACAGCGAUAUGGCCGGCCCGCUACUCUUCUUCCUCCUGUUCGGCACAUUCCUGCUGUUCUCAGGCAAGGUGCACUUCGGCUACAUCUACGGCCUAGCACUCCUUGGCUCCACGAGCCUUCACAUAAUCCUCUCUCUCAUGUCGCCCGCCGACUCUCCCCAGGGCGCCCCCGGCGGCCCCCCGCCGUACUCCUCGUCCCCCGCCUAUCCCGAGCACCCAGCGACUGUUCCGCCUCCGGGCCAGGGUGGCAAGUCGCACCUGUCGUCGACGUUGACGUUCGCGCGGUCCGCGAGCGUGCUAGGCUACUGCCUGCUGCCCAUGGUGGCGACGAGCUUGGUGGGCAUCGUGAUGCCGAUGGACACGCCGCUCGGCAUCAUCAUGACCACCGCUGCCAUCAUGUGGAGCACAUACUCGGCCAGCGGCAUGUUCUGCGCGGUAGGACGCAUGCGGGGGAUGCGCGGCCUGGUCGCGUACCCAUUAGCUCUUUUCUACGUCGGCUUUGGCAUCAUGGGCGUCUUCAGCAGCAGGGGGAGCGGAACAAUGAAGAUUGUGUCUGGUGGCUCGCUAUGA